UAUGGCACAAGGUCUAGGCUUUGCCUGGACUUGGGCCCCAAACAAAUUUAUAAACUUGCACUUCACAGGGAUCUUGGAUUAUACAUUAAAAUGGCUAAAGAUCAUUGAGAAAAAUGGUACACCAAGAUUUCGAAAUAAUCCACUAAAGAAAAAACUUCUUGACAUACAAGCACCAUCUCUACCUGAACUAAUGAGGGAGUUAAAUUACAUGCCCUCUAGUCAUAUUCCAGAAAUUAACCAUAUCACAGACAGGAUAUAUAACAUUAUAAAGGGCUCUGAAAAAAUUAAUAGAGCCCAGAAGGGUUUUGAAAAUCAAGGCCUAAUGAAAAACUUCCUCAACAAUCAUCCUAACAUUAUCAUUAAACCAGCUGAUAAAGGAAGAAGGAUUGUCUUAAUGGACAAAGAGGACUAUGUCUUUGAAGCCAUGACACAGCCUCUGUGA
Molecule: messenger RNA, 442 nt
Organism: Dimorphilus gyrociliatus
Lineage: Eukaryota; Metazoa; Annelida; Polychaeta; Dinophilidae
Source: the annotation of a GenBank genome assembly